UCGCUCCGGCGGUGUGUGCUGCAGUGCGCUCCGGGGAGCAAUAUUUUUUUGUGCAAUCAGGGUGCGGUUGGUCUAUAGAUCAGCGGCGGCCUCCCUGGCAUCAUGAGUUUGCCUUUAAACCCCAAACCUUUUCUUAAUGGCCUUACUGGUAAACCGGUAAUGGUAAAACUGAAGUGGGGUAUGGAAUAUAAGGGUUACCUGGUCUCUGUGGAUGGAUACAUGAACAUGCAGCUUGCAAAUACAGAAGAGUAUGUAGAUGGUGCAUUGUCUGGACAUCUGGGAGAAGUUUUAAUACGUGAUGGCUAUAUAAAGGCUGUCGGACCCACGGAGGUCAUCCGUAGUGAAUUUUCCCACGUGUUAUUUGAGACUGUAAUUGACUGUUCUGGAAAGUGUGUUCUGCCAGGAUUUGUAGAUGCGCACACUCAUCCUGUCUGGGCUGGUGAUCGAGUGCAUGAAUUUGCUAUGAAGCUUGCAGGUGCCACGUACAUGGAUAUCCAUCAGGCUGGAGGUGGGAUCCAUUUCACAGUAGAGCACACAGAAGCGGCUUCUGAGGAAGAGCUAUUCUGCAGCUUUAGGCAGCGCCUGGACCGCAUGCUGAGAUGCGGAACCACUUUAGUUGAGUGCAAGAGUGGAUAUGGCUUGAAGCUGGAGACUGAACUGAAGAUGCUGAGAGUGAUUGAGCGAGCACAAAGAGAAAUGGAUAUUGGCAUCUCUCCUACAUACUGCGGGGCACAUUCUGUACCAAAGGGAAAGACAGUAGAAGAAGCCACCAAUGACAUCAUUGAACAUCAUCUCCCUGCUCUGAAGUGAAUGGCAGUGAAUGGUGAAAUUCAUGUAGAUAAUAUUGAUGUGUUCUGUGAAAAAGGAGUCUUUGACUUGGAGUCCACAAGAAGGAUUCUACAGGCUAGGCAAGCUAUAGGUUUACAUCUGAACUUUCAUGGCGAUGAACUGAACCCCAUGAAUUCUGCUGAGUUAGGUGCAGACUUAGGAGCUCAUGCCGUGAGUCACCUAGAGGAAAUAAGUGAUGAAGGCAUUGCUGCAUUAGCUGCAGCAAAGUGUUCUGCCAUUUUGUUGCCUACAACUGCGUACAUCCUAAGACUUAAACAACCCCGAGCUAGGGACAUGCUCAAUGCUGGUGUAAUAGUAUCUUUGGGCAGCGACUUCAAUCCAAAUGCUUACUGCUUUUCUA
This is a messenger RNA of Pseudophryne corroboree (corroboree frog), 1189 nucleotides long. Its product is annotated as probable imidazolonepropionase. Gene Ontology annotation, biological process: spliceosomal snRNP assembly. The record is from RefSeq and is a predicted model, not a curated record. Lineage: Eukaryota; Metazoa; Chordata; Amphibia; Anura; Myobatrachidae. The coding region runs from base 103 to 810 and encodes 235 amino acids. The transcript has a single exon. Gene Ontology annotation, cellular component: cytoplasm; spliceosomal complex. Gene Ontology annotation, molecular function: imidazolonepropionase activity; RNA binding.